Molecule: messenger RNA, 1236 nt
Organism: Brassica oleracea var. oleracea
Lineage: Eukaryota; Viridiplantae; Streptophyta; Magnoliopsida; Brassicales; Brassicaceae
Product: methyltransferase-like protein 7A
Exons: 6
Coding region: 53-967 (304 amino acids)
Molecular function (GO): S-adenosylmethionine-dependent methyltransferase activity
Source: RefSeq, a predicted model, not a curated record
GCAAUGAAGAUAUUAGAGAAUCAAACUGAGACGAGUAGUUUGAGAAAUAGCAAUGGCCAUCCUGAAUUUCACACCUUCCUCAAUGUUCCCGGUGACCAUAGAUUCAGCUCGAGGAACAAGAGUUAGAGGUUCUGUCAUCAAAAUGCAGAAGAGCCUCAAUACUACGGAUCCUCCUGCCUCACCUGGUUUCAGCUUAUGUACGUGCGGAAGAAAGCAUUUCCUAGGAGAAGCUACGACGCCGUUUCUUCCAAUCUCUCCUUCCUACGCUGCUCCAUCCACAGCUCCAAACUCAACGGAAGUAUUGAACCAAUUGCGUCCUCCUAAGCCUGACUGGUAUUUUGAGCUCUAUGGUUAUUUUAGGAGCGCAGGGAUGGAAAGAUAUGAGAAAGAGAUUGCUGUUUACAAGAGGAAACUCUUUGCAAAUUUGGUGGGAAAAGCAGAAACUGUUUUGGAAAUUGGUAUUGGAGCUGGUCCGAACAUCAAGUACUACAACAAUAUUCCAAACGUCUCUGUUCUUGGUGUGGAUCCAAACCCUAAGAUGGAAAGUCACGCACUCAAAUCCGCUAUAGAAGCAGGAGUGAAAUCCGAAAACUUCAAGUUCAUUCACGCGGUCGCAGAAUCUAUGCCAUUAGAAGAUGCAUCAGUUGAUGCAGUUGUUGGAAGUCUUGUGAUGUGUUCUGUCUCGGAUAUCCCUCAAACACUCAAAGAGAUAAAACGGAUCCUAAAACCAGGAGGGCUUUACCUCUUCGUGGAACAUGUUGCAGCAGAAGAUGGAACAUUUCUAAGGAUGGUGCAGAAUGUUUUGGAUCCAUUACAACAAGUUGUAGCCGACGGAUGUCAUCUAACGAGGAACACAGAAGACUACCUUUUAGAAGCUGGGUUCAAAGGUGGUGUAGAUAUCAACAAGGUCUCUCUUUCUGCCUUUUACCACUUAAGCCCUCAUCUUUAUGGAGUUGCUUAUAAUUAAAAAAAAAAAAAUAGCUGGGAUAUAUCUGAACUCAGCAGCUCAUCUUUGGACUGAACACAAGGCUUUCUUUCACGUUUGAAAAUAUCAAGUUUUCAACUCUGUUUCUCUAUAUCUGCUUUUGAUCCUAAACUAUCGACUCAAUCCAUUGAGUCUAAGCGAUUAUGAUGUUGUGUUUGUAACUGAAUAAUGCUUAUAAGCAGAAAAUAAUGUAAAAUCAUCGGAAAGUUUGGAACUCUUUCUUCUACUAAUAAAAAAAGGUAAUUAAUCAA